Messenger RNA from Nematocida ausubeli, 327 nucleotides. RefSeq lists its product as uncharacterized. Lineage: Eukaryota; Fungi; Microsporidia. Gene Ontology annotation, molecular function: structural constituent of ribosome; RNA binding. The transcript has a single exon. Gene Ontology annotation, cellular component: cytosolic large ribosomal subunit. Bases 1 to 327 code for a protein of 108 amino acids. The record is from RefSeq and is a predicted model, not a curated record.
AUGAGUAGAAAAGCAAAGACGAAUGUUUCAACAGUUGCAUCACAGCUGCCACUAGUUAUCAAAACAGGAAAAUAUCAUGUAGGAUUUAGACAAACCAUGAGCUCAUUAAUAAACGAGACCGGCAAGUACAUCAUUCUUACAAAGAACUACCCAGAAGUCAAGAAAAUGCAGAUAGAGUACUAUGCAAAGCUUGGAGGAAAUGUGCCAGUCUACAUGUUUGACGGAUCUAACAGGGAUCUAGCAAACCUGUGCGGAGCACACUUUAGAAUGGGAGUUAUGACCAUUUUAGACGAAGGGGAAGCUGACCUUGCUCAGUGCGACGAAUAA